This is a messenger RNA of Trichomonas vaginalis G3, 903 nucleotides long. RefSeq lists its product as uncharacterized. NCBI's taxonomy places the organism in Eukaryota, Parabasalia, Trichomonadida, Trichomonadidae. Bases 1 to 903 code for a protein of 300 amino acids. The record is from RefSeq and is a predicted model, not a curated record. The transcript has a single exon.
AUGCAGGAGAACACAGCUGCAUGCAAUAACAGCAACAAUGACGAAAACAUCCAUGCAAAUGAGAAACAACAAAAUGCUCAGCAAGAACGAGAGCAAUCUGAGCAACAGCAAAGCGAGCAUAAGCAAUCUGCAUCAGGCGAAGGCCAGCCGAGAAGCGAUCGUAGUAGAGAUGACGCUCAACCUCAGUUCGGAUUUCCAGGCAGAUUUUCAAAUGGCUGCCCGUUCUCUGGUCCUUCGCAGUUCCAACGUGAUGGAAUGCGCGGCGAUUUCAACGAAGGUAUCCAACGUGAGUUCCCAAGCGGCUUCAGAGGAGAUUUUUGUGGUGAAUUCCGCUGCUUCAUGGGAGAUCGAAUGAGGUACGAUCCAAGGGAAUCAAUGGGAGGCGAUGGCAGAUGUGGCAUGCGAGGAGAUAUGAGAGAUGAUUUGCGAGAUGAUCCUCGCCGCGAUUUCAGAGGAGAUUUCAGAGGAGACUUUGGAGGAGACUUUGAGAGAGAUCCUCGCAGAGAUUGCAUCCGUGGUUUCCAAGGCGGAAUGAGAAGACCUAUGUCAGAUGAUCCAAGAGAGUUCAUGAUGAACGACCCAAGAAGAUGCAUGGUGAACAAUCCAAGAGAGUUCAUGAUGAACGACACAAGAGAGUUCAUGAUGAACGACCCAAGAAGAUGCAUGAUGAACGAUCCAAGAAGAGAGUUUAUGAUGGGUGAUGCAAGAAGAUUCAUGAGAGGGUGCUUCCGUUGUGGAUUCGGAUCUGGUUUUGGAUUGCGAUCAAGACAAGAUUUGCGUGAUAACUUCCGAGAUGAUUUCCACGAUUGCUUCCACAACGACUUCGCACACAACAUUUUCUGUGGAUUCCAUGGUUCGAACAGGAUGACCGGUCCAGCAUCCAGACAAUUUGGAUUCUUCUAA